AGUAGAAAAAGAAGUGAUGAGAUGUUUGAGAGCCACAUGUUCCCGCGAGAAUCAACAAAAUCAGAAAGUAUGGUUCCAGCUGCUCCUCUGAUUUCCAUUGAAAUGGCAACUGCAAUUCCAAUCCUCCGAUUCCGGCAGCGGCUUCCAUGCUUCAGCCCGCCGGCAACGCGGCUUUACUUGUGCCGGAAAACUGCGGUGGUUAUGCGUUCUCAGCAACAAGUGGAGUCCAAAGCAGCAUUCACAGACGAAGAAAACGCACUUAUUAAUGCCUUGAUCGGCGUCCAAGGCCGAGGCCGCUCCAUCUCCUCCUCGCAACUCCAAGAAGUUGAAAGGGCAGUAGAGAAAUUGGAAGAUGUAAAGGGCGUUCCAGAACCAACAGGUUCAACCUUAAUUGAAGGCCGUUGGCAGUUAAUGUUCACAACACGGCCACCAACAGCUUCUCCCAUUCAGAGAAGCUUUGUGGGGGUUGAUUCGUUCAGUGUAUUUCAGGAGAUAUAUCUUCAAACCGACGAUCCACGUGUCUCCAAUAUUAUAAAUUUUUCUGAUACAAUUGGCGACUUGAAAGUAGAGGCAUCAGCUUCAGCCAAAGAUGGGAAACGGAUCCUCUUCCAGUUUGACAGAGCUGCCUUUUCCUUUAAAUUUCUUCCCUUCAAAGUCCCCUACCCUGUACCGUUUAGACUUCUUGGAGAUGAAGCAAAGGGCUGGUUGGAUACCACUUACUUGUCCCAAUCAGGAAAUAUCCGUAUAUCACGUGGGAACAAGGGAACAACGUUUGUGCUGCAAAAACAAACUGAAGAAAGACAGAGGUUGUUAUCAGCCAUUUCAAGGGGUGGUCCACAAGUGAGACAGGCCAUUGAUAAGUUUGUCACUGUAAAUCAAAGCACUACUAAAGGUGAAUUUGAACUUCUUGAAGGCGAGUGGCUGAUGAUAUGGAGUUCACAGGAAGUAACCGAGAGUUGGAUAGAGAAUGCUUCAAAAGGUUUGAUGGGCAAGCAGAUCAUCAAGCCAAAUGGUCAGAUGAAAUUUCUGGUUGAUAUUCUGUUUGGUCUCAGAUUUUCAAUGACCGGAAAAUACGUGAAAUCCGGGUUCAACGCGUAUGAUGUGGUGAUGGAUGAUGCAGCAAUAGUGGCUGGUCCGUAUGGCAUACCGGCAGAAAUGGAAACCAAGUACACGCUUCAACUUCUAUAUGGUGAUGAAAAGAUCAGAAUUAGUCGCGGCUACGCUGACAUUCUUUUCGUGCACAUCCGCCUUCACAAAUAGAGCAUCAGAUUAUAAGAAUCACAAAAAAGAGUCAUGCGUUGUUGUUCUUGAAUUGCGAAACAACUGUGUAUUAGCAUAAAACUGGAUUAUGUUUAAUAAGCCCUAUAGCUUUUUAUCAGCA
This is a messenger RNA of Salvia miltiorrhiza (redroot sage), 1381 nucleotides long. Its product is annotated as probable plastid-lipid-associated protein 12, chloroplastic. Lineage: Eukaryota; Viridiplantae; Streptophyta; Magnoliopsida; Lamiales; Lamiaceae. The coding region runs from base 22 to 1260 and encodes 412 amino acids. The record is from RefSeq and is a predicted model, not a curated record. The transcript is spliced from 11 exons.